Gadus chalcogrammus (walleye pollock) is the source of this 2538-nucleotide messenger RNA. RefSeq lists its product as uncharacterized. The record is from RefSeq and is a predicted model, not a curated record. Bases 589 to 1617 code for a protein of 342 amino acids. Lineage: Eukaryota; Metazoa; Chordata; Actinopteri; Gadiformes; Gadidae. The transcript is spliced from 2 exons.
UUGUCUUCUUUUUAUGCCAGAGCUUUUUUUCUAGCUAUUGCUUUACACUUAAUACAAUAUCGUUAGUACAAGCAGGCUAGGCUAGUGUUGCUGGUCAGCUAACCUUCUGCGCUUUCACUGGGUGUUUGUUCUGCAACAGUCCUACAGUAUGGAUUGACAAGCCACUAUUUUGAUAAUUGUUCUAUUCAGGCUGCCCGAGUGCUGUCAAGGAUGUAGAGUCGACAGACUGGGCUCCUACGGUCAAUCUCGGCUAUGAGUCUAUGACACAGGUAAACCAGUGACUGAGGCAUCUCAUAAAAGAGAGCAGAGAAGGCAGUCCAGAGAAGCUCAAGUUACCUGCACCAACAUAGACGAGCUACCAGAACCAGAGUGCUUGAAAGGUAAACAAUUUUAAUGACUAUGUUGCCAAUGCUAGAUUAAUUAUUUCAACACUUUCCUCUUUUUUACUUUAGAAGCGGUAUUAAACUUGUUUAGAACUAACCUAUUUCUCUCAACCUUUGCCAAAUAUACUGUGUAAAUGCAGCUGCCUGCGCCAACACAGCUGCAUUGCUGGACCUUGGUGUGACGGAGAACCAAGAUCCAGAACAAAUGAAAGAUGCAGAAUGUCAGACAGACCUGAGCAUGGACGAUCUUGACAAGAUGGAAGACGCUAUGAACCAAGCAUCAGCAGAGCUGAGCGACCUCAGAAUUAAGGCACUGGACACACAAUUUACCCAAGAGGCCUUUCAGAACAACCAAGACAAGACUAAGUUUUACACAGGUCUGCCAAAUUUCUUAGUUUUGAUGCAAGUGUUUCAACUAUGUGAGCCAUACAUCCCCUGUAGCCCUUUGUCUGCACUCUCCACAUUUGAACAGCUCAUUUUGGCUUUACUAAGAUUGAGAUUAAAUCUUUCACUCCAGGAUUUGGCCUUCAGGUUCAAGGUUUCCUGUUCCACCGCUUCUAGAAUUUGGCACAAGUUAAUCUGCGUCCUUCAUGAAAGGCUGGAGUUCCUAAUAGAAUGGCCAGAGCGAGAGGUACUGCAAGCGACUAUGCCAAUGUCAUUUAGGCAAGCAUUUGGAUGCAAGGUUGCCGUGAUAGUUGACUGUUUUGAAGUGUUCAUUGAAAGGCCUUCCAAUUUACUUGCGAGAGCACAGACCUGGUCUAGCUACAAACACCACAACACAGUUAAAUUUCUCAUUGGUGUUGCUCCUCAAGGAUAUAUCACCUACAUCAGUCAUGCGUGGGGAGGAAGAGUUAGUGACAAGCAUAUUACUGUAGAGAGCAGCAUUCUAAAGAAUCUGUUGCCUGGAGACAUUGUUCUUGCUGACCGUGGCUUUAAUAUAGGGGAUAGUGUAGGAUUUUACUGUGCUUCAUUGAAGAUGCCAGCUUUCACAAAAGGGAAGAGCCAGCUAUCUGCAUUUGAGGUAGAGAAAACAAGAACAUUUGCUAAUGUUCGUAUUCAUGUAGAAAGGGUCAUAGGAUUAGUGCGAAGAAAAUAUCAAAUUCUGCAGAGCAGGGCAAUGCCCAUUGAAAACAUGUCAGUAAAAAGAGGUGAUCAGCUAGCGUUGAUUGAUAAGAUUGGUGUAAUUUGCUGUGCAUUAACAAAUCUUUGUGACUCUGUUGUCCCACUGGAGUAAAUAUCUUCUAUUGUAUUCUGAAAUGUAAAUAUGCCAUAUCUAAAUGUAAUAUACCUUUUUAUAUAUACUUGUUCAUUCUAUUGUGUAAAGAAUUGUCAAGGAAAUAUAUUUCCUCAUUGGUUGUAUAAAAUGCAGGGUUUUUUCUAAACAAGGGAACAGGGGCGCUGCGCCCCGAUACUCCCGGCGUGCGCCAUCCUACCGAAAUGCCGACUGAACCUGUCAGACUUGGAUCUGUACUUACAUGCUGCUGUACAACAUACACUAUUUCUCAAAACGAUCUUUUCUCCGCGAAAAUAUCCCAACACCGCCUCGGCCGAAGCAUCACGGCCGAGGCGAAAACAUGGGUAUUUUUUCUUUAGUUCGUCCGUGAACUUACAUUUACGUUUAGGCAUGGCUGCAGAUGUAAUGUGCUGUUGUAAACAGAGUGGAAGCGGCAAGGUGCUCAAUGUUGCCAGAUUGGAAAUGGCAAAGUAACGUACCAAAGGCUCAAAAUGGUCGUAUUUGGAGGAUAAUUAUCGUGGCUCUGGCAACCCUGAGAUCGGUCGCCCAAUGACGGACUCUCUCUACAGUCAGCUCGCGCAAGAAGGUGGAACGUAAGGGAGAUACCAUUUCCAGAACUUGGAAGGCCGUAAUAACCAUCGACAUAUACAAUGGUAAUAACUAGUAGGUUAUGUGAAAGACCCAGAAACACAAAUAUGCGACGAGGCAAAAACAAAUAUGCGACGAGAUAAUGUCCGAAAACCGGACAUUAUCAUCAAUUAAUAAAGAAAACCCGGACGCCCCGGACGGGACGUAAAAAGUGGACAUGUCCGGGGAAAAGAGGACGUUUGGUCAGCAGGCUCAACCUGUUUGACGCAUGAGGAGCGUGUAACAGCGAGCGACCAAGUGACGUGUUUUUUUUUAAAAUCUUUUUAUUAUAAU